AUGCGUAGCCACAGCAUCAACGACGGCAACAGUAGCAAGAAGAAGCGGACAUCUGGCAGCAGCAACAACAUCACCUGCAGCAGCAGCGCUGCUGUAUCUCCAGACGACUUAAACUCAACCACGCAAGGCCUCUGCUUCACAGAGGCUCCCUCACUUUAUUUGCAGCAGCACAUAGAGGCAGAGCAAGAGCAACAGCAGCAAGAACAGCAACAGGAGCAACAGCAACACCAGCAGCAGAACAAGUGUUCUUCAAGGCUACCCUCGGGAGGCGGCAACAACAAAGAAGACUUUUCACCUCGCGACAGCAGCAAAUGCAAGCAGCACCAGCAGCACCAGCAGCAGGAGCAACAACAGCAGCAGGAAGAGCAGCAGCAACAGCAGCAGCAAGGGAAGCGGCAGCAGGAGCAGCAGAAGUUGCAGCAGAAAGAAAUGGCGAAGUUGCUAAACCCAUUGAUAGACCCUGUGGAAGAUACUUGCACAUCCCGCGAGAGCAGCGAAGCAGAUGAACAGCAGCAGCUGCUGCUGCUGCCGCUGCAGCAACAACAGCAGGUGUUGCUGGAACAGGUGACUCCGCCCCUACCGGUGGAGCAGCGGGCGACGGCCCGCAUGCGUCGCCAGCAGAAACAGGAGCAGCUGUGGCAGCAGCAGCAACAGCAGUGGCAGCAGAAACAACAACAACAGCAGCAGCAGCAGGCAUUUGAGCUGGCAGCAGACGCUGAGGAGCUGCAGCGGCGGCAGCAACGGCUGCACCGAGAAUGGGGGAAGGGGCCUAUUUUCUGUAGGGCCCCUAACGAGAUGAGCAGCGCAGUCAGCCUACAGGAGCUGCAGCAGAGGCUUCACAAACUGCAGCAACAGCAGCAGCAGCAACAACAACAGAAACAGCAGCCAGAAGGAAGUCCGCCUAUACACAAGUGCAGCAUCAAGGAUCAGCAGCAGCGCAUAUGUGGCUGCGGCAACAGCAGCAGCAAUAGCAGCAGCAAUGGCAGCAGCAGUAGCAGCAGCAACAGCAGCAGCAGCAGCAGCUGCUGCUGCUUGGGGGGAAAGUUGUGCAGGGCCCGGCUGCUGCUGCUGCAGCGCAGGCAGCAGCAAGAAGCAUGGAGGCACCUGUGGCGGGACUCAGCUCAGGAGGAGUUUCGGGCGUUGCGGCAGUGCUGCCUCGUCCAGCGACGCAGGCUUGCAGCAGCAGAAGCAGCAGCAGCGACAGCAACAGCAGUAGCAGCAGAACCAGAAGCCGCAGACGAAGCAGAAACAGGAGAAGCGACAGAAGCAGAGAGGGCCCCUGAUGCCUCUUCGCAUGUAGCAGAACAAUCUGCUGCAGCUGUGCACAUUGCUGCCCCAGUUCCUGCUACCGCUGCACCAGCAGCUGCAGCUGCUACUGCUGCUGCACCUGCUGCUACCGCGGCAGAAGCUGCAGCUGUUGCGUCCGCUGCUUCAGUUAGAUGCCAGCAAACAGAGGCGGAUAGGUUUCUGCUGCAGUUGCUACUGCAGAACCUUGCAGCAGCGGCAGCAGCAGCCGACACAUCGGAGGCUACUGUUUGUUGCGCAGCAUUAGAACGGUUGCUGCAGCGGUUGGCAUCGGCAGCAGCAACGCCAGAAACAACGGCAGAAGAUCAUACUGCUGCUGCUGCUGGGGCAGGUGAUCGCCAGCUGCUGCAGCACACUCUGUCUUGUAGGCUGCUGCUUGCUGCAGCAGCUGGUGCUGCUGCAGUUAGCACCGCCAGCAGCAACACUGGGGCUGUUCUCACCUUGGUAACGAGCUUGCAGCAGACGUUCCAGCAACACCAGCAACAGCAGCAGCAAGUGCAGCAGCAAGAAUCGAAGGAACAACAGCAAUUAACGUGUACGGCCACCUGGGCUCGAGGCUUCGCCGCAAGUCUGCGGCUGGGAAACUUCAGCCGUGCAUUCAAGUUGCUGCUGCUGCUGCAGCAGCAGGUGCAGCAGCAGCACAGCAGCUGCAGCAGCGACAUAAUGUGCCUCUGUUGCUGCAGUAGCCCCGGCAUGCUCCAGGAGGAGGCGCGUGCUGCAGUCCACCUUCCCAUCGAGGAGCAGCAGCAGCAGCAGCAGCACAACCAAGGCCAGCAGCAGCAGAAGCAGCAGCAUAGUCAAGAGAUGCAGCAGCAACAGCAGCAGCAGCAGCAGCGUCAAGAUAUACAGCAGCAGCAGCAGCAGGUGCAGAGCAAUGAUAUGCAGCAGCAGCAGCAGCAGCAGCUUCUUGACUUGAGUUUGGCUCUCUUGCCGAUGCUGCAGUCAGCAUUUGUGGAGCUGUUGCUCCUUGCGGGACCUCAGAAACACAGGGAAGCAGCAGCAGCAGCCGCAGCGGCUGCUGCUGCUGCAGGGCACGAUGUAGCGCCCAAACCUGAGCCUGUCGAUCCUACUGUGGACAACUCUUUGAACGGCAGCAUGCUGCUGCAUCACCUGCAGCAGCAGCAACAGCAACAACAGCAGCAGCAGCGGUGUGAGGCAGAAGCUCUCCUGAAGAGCCUGCCUGUGAGCGUGCGGCGGCAGCUUCUCAUCUUGUAG
Molecule: messenger RNA, 2520 nt
Organism: Eimeria acervulina
Lineage: Eukaryota; Apicomplexa; Conoidasida; Eucoccidiorida; Eimeriidae
Exons: 1
Coding region: 1-2520 (839 amino acids)
Source: RefSeq, a predicted model, not a curated record